Messenger RNA from Lasiosphaeria miniovina, 468 nucleotides. RefSeq lists its product as uncharacterized. The transcript is spliced from 2 exons. The record is from RefSeq and is a predicted model, not a curated record. The coding region runs from base 1 to 468 and encodes 155 amino acids. NCBI's taxonomy places the organism in Eukaryota, Fungi, Ascomycota, Sordariomycetes, Sordariales, Lasiosphaeriaceae.
AUGGCCGGACUCGCGGCAGCCGCCGUCGAGUACGUCGGCUUCAACGGCACGGGGCAGAUCCGCACCGUGUGGGGUUACGGCGACCAGUACCGGGCGGACCUGGGGUGCCUGACAGCGGCGGGGCUGUGGACGGCCGACGAUUCGCGCUGCGACAUCUUCGAUGCCGUGCGCUUCAACGCCUCCACCUUCACGCUGGCCAGCUCCGCGGGCCCGUGCCGCGUGCUCGGCGCCGAGUUCACCUGCGCCAAGGGGAACGAGGGCUACUACUUCGGGCUUUGGCCGUGGGGCAACUCCAUCGCCGGCGUCGAGUGUCUACGCUGGGGACAGUACGGGCUCAUGGCGAGCUCGGGGAGGAACCCGCCCCUGGCGACGGACCCACCGCAGGAGAUCCACCUCACCUCCUAUAUCGAGGAGGGAAAGUACGUCUGGUUGGCGUUUGGCAAGGUCGAGGGCGUGUCGAACCACUGA